Messenger RNA from Penicillium angulare, 1248 nucleotides. RefSeq names its product nucleolar and coiled-body phosphoprotein 1 family protein. The transcript is spliced from 2 exons. The record is from RefSeq and is a predicted model, not a curated record. The coding region runs from base 1 to 1248 and encodes 415 amino acids. Lineage: Eukaryota; Fungi; Ascomycota; Eurotiomycetes; Eurotiales; Aspergillaceae.
AUGGUCAAAGACUCAUCACAAAAGAAGACUUCGGUCAAGAAGACCGAGCCCACCAAGAGCAGCAAGUCUGUUCCCGCGCAGCUUCUGGCGUCUGUCUCUUCUUUCCUGUCCACCAAUGGCUUUGCUACCACCAACAGCGCGUUUGAAAAGGAAUUGAAGAAGGCCGGAACCAAGACUGAUGCCGACAAUGCUCCCUCUCUAGUAGAGAUGUUCCAGACUUGGAAGGCUUCCUCUACUGAAUCUACCUCGGCCUCCGCCUCCGCCUCUAGUAGCAGCUCUGAAAGCGAGAGUGACAGCAGCUCCAGCUCGGACUCAGACAGCGACUCCAGUGAUUCUGAUGUCGACAUGGAAGAUGCUUCAACCCCCGCCAAGGCACAGAAGACCCGCUCUUCUUCCCCCUCUUCUUCCUCGUCUUCUAGCUCUGACAGCGAUGCUGAUGAUGAGGAUGAAGAAGAGGCAGCUCCUGCACCUGCACCUGCUGCAAAGAAGUCAGCAGGCGUGAAGCGAAAGGCUGAGUCCAGCGACUCGUCUUCCUCGGAUUCGAGCUCGGAUUCGGAUUCUGAGAGUGACGCUCCUAAGGCUAAGAAGGCCAAGACCACCAAGAAGGCUGAAUCCUCUUCCGAGUCCAGCUCUGAAUCUUCCGAUUCUUCUAGCUCUUCUGAGUCUGAGAAGUCUAGCUCCGAUUCUGGCUCUGACUCUGACUCUGAUUCUGAUUCUGAUUCUUCCAGCUCUAGCGAUUCUUCCGAGUCUGAGAAGGAAUCUGCUAAGAAGACCGACGCCAAGGCUCUGAAGGCGGCUAAGAAGACUCCUCUCCCUGAGUCGUCUGACUCGAGCUCCUCCAGCGAUUCGUCGGAUGAUAGCUCUGAUGAUGAGAAGGCAGGAGGCGUCACCGUAUCCAGCGCUUCUGACUCAAGUGCUACUGUUUCCGCGUCUGACGCUCCCGCCAACAAGGCUGUUGAAGAUGCACGUGCCUCCUCUUCUAGCGCAAGCCCUGUCCCCGGCAAUGGUUCGACAAAGAAGAAGCACGUCGGUGCUCGCCCCACUCCCCUUGCUGCUCUGAGUGCCCUUCCUUUCGAUGGCUUCAACAACGACUACCAGUCCUACGCCUAUGCCGACCGUGCCUUUGCCGACCUCUCUGUUACCCGUGGAAAGGGAUUCACAAAGGAGAAGAACAAGAAGAAGCGCGGCUCCUACCGUGGUGGCCCCAUCGAUAUCGGUGGUGGAAAGUCUUUCAAGUUCGAUGACUAA